AUGAACCCCACAAAGAGAGAGGGAGGAGUUGAAACAAAUAUCGAUUUGGACAGUGGAAAGAGAGCUUUGCUUUACCUCUUGGGAUCGAUUUGGACGCUAGCGAGAGAGAGAGAGCAGUUCUUUCGGCUGCGAGAGAGACCGCUUCACGCAGAAAGAAGACCGGCUCGAAUACAACGUAGGAAGGAAGAACUGCAAAAAUGGAUGAAGAGAGGAAUUGAAAUUACAACGAAUUUUAUCAAAACCAUUGAUGCAAAGUGUAUUUUUGAGAGACAUGAAUGGGGUGAUGGGAGGAAAGAACCUGGCAACUAA
Molecule: messenger RNA, 309 nt
Organism: Dovyalis caffra
Lineage: Eukaryota; Viridiplantae; Streptophyta; Magnoliopsida; Malpighiales; Salicaceae
Source: the annotation of a GenBank genome assembly